This is a messenger RNA of Aspergillus costaricaensis CBS 115574, 1027 nucleotides long. RefSeq lists its product as uncharacterized. The coding region runs from base 359 to 1027 and encodes 222 amino acids. The transcript is spliced from 3 exons. NCBI's taxonomy places the organism in Eukaryota, Fungi, Ascomycota, Eurotiomycetes, Eurotiales, Aspergillaceae. The record is from RefSeq and is a predicted model, not a curated record.
GGAAGCAAUUCGGGAAGCUGGUGAUUGAGUUCGGAAAGACCUCUGGAAGCAAACUGUGAUGUAGUUAUCAUUGCCAGACGUUAGCUUUCUUCUGUGACAGUGUUCAUUAUGAGGAACGUAAUGGACACGAUGAAGCGGUACAUGUCAGAGCAGCCUGAAUGUGUAGUCGCACCUUCCCUGUGCCAGGUAAUCCGUUUGCCUCCAUGUCGCAACCGCUCUGAGUUGACUCCAAAGCCUCUGAAAUUCAUCACCACCACUCCCUAGCUUUCAGGCCACCAGCUCGUUUAUCGUUUCAUAUCCAAGGAUAGUUGGACCCUCAUUGCUUGUUUAGAUAGCGCAUCAUACUCGACUCGGCGAAAUGGAUGUCGAUAUUCUCACCCUAUAUGGACCUGGGAUGUCCUUUUAUCGGUCGCAGAUUCAGUUGUCGUCUUCGAAAGAGAAUGGCAGCUGGGUGUACAUUGUGUCUGCGGCACCAAUACUGAUGUCUAUUCAGAGAUACUCCUCGGCUCUUGAGUCGUUGAAUGUCAGCAAUCAGAACCUGGACCAUAAAAUGAGCAUGCUACGCUCCAAUGUAUUCCGACUCAAAACCGAUUUGUCAAAGCUCCAGCGCCACGUUAGGGCGUUUCACAAUGAGCUCUUGACCACAUGGCAGGCUGACACGCUUACCCGGCUGGUUGAAGUUGUCUACGAGCGACAAAAUUGGAAGCUACCAGGAGGGGUCGCUGUCGGUGAUCACAUCCAUUUGAGCCGCGAGAGACAGUCACGCAUCUUGGCCACUGCUGCGAGGAGGAUCAGAAAGCCGAUACUCAGAAAGAAUUUUGGGCUCUCGGUGCAGUACUACUCGGCUCUACAGAGAUACGACGAGAUUGUCCAUCUGCGCAGUACGAACGCUUUUCGGACGGAAUGCACGUUUGCUCGAAGACUAGUUUCAGAAAAGGAGAAUCACUGGGGCAUGUAUCGAUUUUGGGGGGCACUGUUUCCUCUCUGCUAUAGUCGGUCUGUGGAGGAGAGCGCCGAAAUAUUCUGA